AUGACGUCAAAGAUGAAGAUCGAGAUGGAGCAAGCCUUCAAUGAUUUGCUAGAAGAGGUCUAUUGGAGGGGAGACGUGCGUGUAACAGAGGUGGGAAAUGAUGAGAAAGUUGAUUGUGUGGUGUGCCAGAAACCGAUAUCAGCAGGUCCCGCUUUUAUAUGGGACAGCCUGUAUAGCAUCCUCUACUGUCACUUUUCAUGCCUCAAUGCACCCACCAAUUACAAAGCCCUUCUUUUACACUUCGGCCUUCGGCAUGAGCGCUUGAUCUUCACUGAAGAAGUGAAAAGUGAUGGCAAGGAGGACGUUCUUUGCUUGGGGUGCGAGAAGCCAGUUCUAGGUCCCGGAUACAAAUGCUCCACUUCCAAUUGCAAUUUACUCCUCCAUAAAUCAUGCGUUGAGCUGUCUCCCCAGAUACAACAACACCCAUUCCACCCAAACCACACCCUUGUUCUUGUGGAGCCAGAUAAAAAAUAUUGUAAUGUUUGCGGUAAAAACUGCAAUAGGUACCCCUUCUACCGUUGCAGUGAGUGCGAUUUCAAUCUUGAUAUCACAUGUGCCGCCACCCGCCCGCAAAUUAAUUAUAAUAUUGAUGACUGCCAACACGCUUUCAUCCCCUUCUUUCAAAAUAACCACUUCACUUGUAAAGCUUGUGGUGAGGAAGCCAAGGAGUACUCAGUCUCCUUAUGUAGCAUUUGUCAGCUCUUGAUUCAUGGAAAAUGUGCCCGAUUUCCACGCAUCAUCUCAAUUUCAAGACAUGAUCACUCUCUUGCUCUCACCUAUUCUCUUCAAGUCAAAGAGCACUUGGACAGCAACGUACUCUGUAGAUUUUGCUAUCGAAAGGUGAAGACAGAGUAUGCCGCUUAUUAUUGUCAGGAGUGUGAGUGUGGUUACGUGGCUCACUUAGACUGUGCAUUUGAAGAUGUAGAAAGUGAAAUUGUCAUGUUCUUGCCUAAGAAAUCCGUUGAUUUAGUGACUAAUGUUAUGGAGGUUGAAGGCGUUGGGCAAAUACGACAUUUUAGCCAUCAACAUGAUUUAAUUCUUGGCAAUGAAGAGCUCACAGAUAUUAAGUUUUGUGAUGGUUGUAUGGAAUUCAUCUCCACCCCGUUUUACAGUUGUAUGCACUGCAAGUUCUUUCUCCACAGUAGAUGUGCCCGACUACCAAGAAAGAAGCAACACAUACUUCACCAACACCACCUCACCCUUGUCUCAAGGGUACCUUACGAUAAUGGAUUGUUUUUGUGUGAUGCUUGUAAAAAUGAACGCGAUGGCUUCGCCUAUAGAUGUGACGUGUGUAGUUUCAACCUUGACCUUCAAUGUUGUUCAAUCUCAGAAACCCUGAAACAUGAAGGUCAUCAACACUCCCUCUUCCUUGCUGUUAAUUUUGAUAAAAGAUGUCAUGUUUGCAAUGCCACUGAUUCCAUGAAACCAGCUGGCAUGUUUGUAUGCACUAAUUGCGAUUUUGCCUUGGGUCUUGAAUGUGCAACUCUUCCACUCAUAGCUAGGCACAGAUAUGACGAUCAUCUCCUCAAGCUCACCUACAUUGCUGAAGAACAUUGUAAAGAAUUCUAUUGUUUAAUUUGCGAAGAAAAGAGAGAGCCAAAUCAAUGGUUUUAUUAUUGUGCAGAAUGCGACUUCCCUGCUCAUCCCGAAUGCGUUUUAGGAAUAUAUCUAUAA
Messenger RNA from Corylus avellana, 1674 nucleotides. Lineage: Eukaryota; Viridiplantae; Streptophyta; Magnoliopsida; Fagales; Betulaceae. The record is from RefSeq and is a predicted model, not a curated record.